This is a messenger RNA of Patiria miniata (bat star), 1388 nucleotides long. It is a transcript of the gene rab29, whose product is annotated as ras-related protein Rab-7L1-like. The record is from RefSeq and is a predicted model, not a curated record. The transcript has 7 exons. The coding region runs from base 359 to 1027 and encodes 222 amino acids. Gene Ontology annotation, molecular function: GTPase activity; GTP binding. Gene Ontology annotation, cellular component: Golgi apparatus; vesicle; trans-Golgi network. NCBI's taxonomy places the organism in Eukaryota, Metazoa, Echinodermata, Asteroidea, Valvatida, Asterinidae. Gene Ontology annotation, biological process: vesicle-mediated transport.
CCACACAAAAAUUAGUCAACAGCUACAGCAGAUAGAUGGCGCACUUCUACUUUUGUGGAGUAGCCAUAUGAUCGUCAUUUCGUUCGCAGUCGGAUGGUUUGUUUGCAUUUUGCCUGCACAAAUAAACACAAUGUCAGAAUUGUCUGGCAGGUAAAGAAACUUGAGUGACAUCGCACAGGAAUUUCCUCGUAUCGAACUGGAGCUUGAUGCCUAGCCUGCAAACUCCAGCAAUACCUGAGAGUACAAUAUUCAAGUGAUGUUUCAAGGCUCCAAAUCGGCACAGUAUUAUUCCUACAUGUAGAAUGAGAGAAACCAAUUUCUAGCCUAGUGUGCAGUAGGCACCCUGCGUUCCUCAGACAUGACGGAGAAGCUUUUCAAGGUUAUUCUGGUUGGUGAUUCGCUGGUAGGCAAGACUGCCUUUGUGCAGCGAUACGUGCACAGCAGAUUUGAUGAGAAUUACAAGGUGACUGUUGGAGUUGAUUUUGCAUUGAAGAAGAUCCAAAGAUCAGAGGAUGAGCUGAUCCGAAUUCAGCUCUGGGAUAUUGCAGGAGGCUGCAGUGCACUAUUCUCGGAUGGAUAUAACGGCCAGGAACGGUUCAGCAGUCUGACCAGAGUGUACUACAAAGAUGCCUCGGCAUGCGUCAUCAUGUUUGAUCUCACCUCACCUAAGACGUUCAAGAGUGUCGUCAGGUGGAAGAAUGACGUCGAUUCCAAAGUCUUCCUGCGAGAUAUGAGCCCUGUUCCUUGUCUCUUAUUAGCAAAUAAGUCGGAUCGGGAUGAUCAACGCGUAACGGAGGAGGAGAUCAAACAAAUGUCUCAGGACCACAACUUUGUAGGAUGGAGCAAGAUCUCCGUCAAAGACAAUGUCAAUGUAGAAGAGCCUAUGCUGUUUCUAGUUGAGGAGAUUCUAGCGAGGCACCAGUCUAGAGGUCGGGGGUCAAUUAUCGCCGAGUUCACAGACGACGACGGGAGGAUAAAACUGCCCCACAGUUACGACAAGCAGAGCAAGUGCUGUUGGCUUUUAUAACAAAGUAGUCAGGCAAUGUGAACUCAAGUACGAGCUGUUUGCACAAAGCACCAUCCUCUCAAUAGAGAAAGAAUGGUUAGAGACACUUGAGCAGAGCUGCAAUCAAGUUAUCAAAAGUUAUCAUAAGUCAAUCACAAGUCAUUAUUAGUCAACUACAAGUCAUUAAGUCUGUGGUCUAGUCACACUCCAUUGCAGUGAACGACAUUCCAUUUUGGGAGAAUGAUUUUUUAAGCGGUAGGCCUACCUCGGGGAACCUCAGGGUUCAACUUCAACCUCGGGGUACCUCAGGGUUCAACCUCAACCUUGGGGUUCAACCUCAACCUCGGGGUUUAACCUCAACCUUGGGGUUCCUCAUGGUUUA